Messenger RNA from Clonostachys solani, 249 nucleotides. The record is from the annotation of a GenBank genome assembly. NCBI's taxonomy places the organism in Eukaryota, Fungi, Ascomycota, Sordariomycetes, Hypocreales, Bionectriaceae.
AUGCGCUUUUGCACCCUUCUCGGUUGUGAUAACGCCAUCUGGACAUGGACAGGCCGUCCCGUUCAUGAUGUCGCUCUACAUAUGCUGGUUCUUAGUGUUGUUGUCGCGUUCAUGGUUAUGCAAUCUACCCAGAAGCACCAGACUCAUACCGCCAACUCUUCAAGUGCACCAGCAAACAUUAGCCCUAAGUCCCAAGGUGACCAUAUUGAUGAGAGCGCAAUUAAUGAUGACCGACUGGGCGACCGAUGA